CGAAUCCUACUUUAAGAACAUAAAAAGUGAAAUGACAUCUAGCGUGGGACGCCAUUUUUGAGCGUUCUUAUUUUAUGAAAUUUUUAAUAAAAAUGAUGCUGCAGUUGUUUUAACAGUGAUAGAGUUGAUGAAUUCCCUGCAAACUCGAGGUAUGAAGAGAUGUCAAGAUGUGGCUAAGGAGUGAAAUAAGAAGUCGAAGACUGAGAUUGUUUUCAUCAUGCAAAAUUUCAAGAAUCCGUAAACUAAUAAGGAAAAACAAAUGGGUAGAAAAGCCGAAUUAUUGUUAUAAUGGAAAAGCAAAGAAAGCUACUAUUAAAAACUCAAAACCACUUGAAUUAGAAUCACCCCCAAAAUUUACAGAAAAUAGUACGGAAAUCUUGACUGAGCAAAUUGUACCAGAAUUGAAUACUCAAGAAAAUAUAAAAGUUGAAGGAGAAGAGACAAUUGUGAAUUUAGCAAAUGCUGAAUUACCGCUGAAUAACAAUACAGCAGUUGAAGUUAAUCCGGAAAAGUUUUAUACUUAUAGCUAUAAUAAUGGAGCUGCUGAAGUAGUAAAUCCAGACCUACCUAAAGAUAUUGAAUACUCUACGAUUAAUCUAGGCAAUACAUUGGAAAUUGUCUGCGAAGAAACUUUAAAAUGUUCAGAAGUGGACAUGGUAGACAGGAAUGAAUUCGAUAAAUAUGGAUUUCCCGAGUUUUCAGACAAAAUUUGUGAUAGUAUGUAUUAUGAUUGUGGAGAAUUAAGGCAGGAUAUGACGGACCUGAGCAAUGUGUCUACUCAUGAUUUCUCUAAUUUGUUGGAUGAAGAGCUAACUAAGAAUAUGAUAGUGGAAAAUGUUUAUGAUUAUUCCAAUAUGUAUGCUGGAAGGUACUCUACGGAAAUGAUAGCUAGUGUGGUGCCAGCUUGUGAGGAGAGAUUGAAUUGCCAACCAGAACAUGUUGAAAUUGAAGAUACCUGGGAAGCUUUUGAUCCAUAUCUAUUCAUCAAGCAUUUACCCCCACUUACGUUUGAAAUGCGAUCUAAGUGCCCUGCAUUGCCAUUGAAAACUAGAUCAAGUCCCGAAUUCAGUUUGGUUUUGGAUUUGGAUGAGACCCUGGUCCAUUGCAGUCUCCAAGAAUUAUCGGACGCUAGUUUCAGCUUCCCAGUUCUCUUCCAAGAUUGCUCGUAUACAGUUUAUGUGAGGACAAGGCCCUUUUUCAGAGAAUUUAUGGAGAAAGUAUCGCAGAUGUUUGAAGUAAUCUUAUUUACUGCAUCUAAGAGAAUUUAUGCUGACAAAUUGCUGAACCUAUUAGAUCCUGAACGAAAAUGGAUCAAGUAUAGAUUAUUCAGAGAGCAUUGUGUUUGUGUUAAUGGUAAUUACAUAAAGGAUUUGACUAUUCUGGGCAGAGACUUGUCCAAAACCAUCAUCAUCGACAAUUCACCCCAGGCUUUUGGAUAUCAUUUGAAUAACGGAAUACCCAUUGAAAGCUGGUUUGUUGAUCAGAGUGAUUCGGAAUUGAUGAAAUUGAUUCCAUUCUUGGAGAAAUUGGUGACAAGUAACGAAGAUGUUAGACCCCAUAUCCGGAAUAAGUUCAAACUGUUUAGUUAUCUUCCUCCAGAUUGAGAUGUAGAAAAAUAUUUCCUUCAUAAGUUCACACUUUUUGAUUCAUCUCUGGUAAAGUAUAAGCUCAUACUAAUCUUGGUAUUUUACCAAACUAAAAAAAAAAAUUAUUAAAUAGAACAGUGUGCCUUCUUGGGAUUUGUUGAAUCGCGUGUGAAAUGUUUGCAAAAUUAAUAUCACAGUGAUGAUUUAUUCUAAGCAGUUGGCAUUGUUGAAAAAUUUCUCUGAUAUGUAUUCUUACGGACCAAUAGUUAAGAGUAAGUCCAAAUUUUAUCGAGCAGUAAAGAAGUUGUAAAGGUCGUAGAUCCUGAAAACUUGUUGAUACGGUGAUAUUUUUAGGUGAAAAUAAUCAUGGAUAGGUGAUGAGAAAUGAUAUAAUACAGGGUAUUGUUUGAAAAUCGGAAUCUUUUGGUUAUGUUUCAAUGAGGCGUUUAAUUCACAAAUUAGCUAUGGUUUUUUGUGCAAUUUGCAAAGUAUUUCAUUCAAAUGAUCUAUCUAUAAUGAAAGCUAUGUCCUGUCUAUUGAACAACAGUUGUUAAUGUUUUUAUGGUUUCAUUCAGAUUUAAAAUGAACUUGUGGGGGGGGGGGGGGGGGGGUAAUAACCCCAGUGAUAGGUAGAUUGAUUUUGAUUACUUAUGAAAUGAGUGAUAAGAAUCUUAAUAUUCCGUCUUGAAAAGAUAAUGUAUUUUUACAAAGUAAUAUUAUUUUGAGAGUAGAAAUAUGGUCAAAUAUUUAUAUAUGUAUAAAAUCUAAAACUUUAUUACUGUUUUAGCUGAUAAGAAUGGUACAAAACAGAGGUAAUGAGGUUACCUACGUUUUAAACUGUAAUAACACCGUAUCACCAAAUUUCAAGUAAUAUUUUAAAGUUUAUUUUCAAAUUUUUAGUUAUGAAUAUUUUUAAUCUUUGAGAAAGUGAGAAAAUAAUAUCAUUAUUCAUCAGUCUUCACUGUUCGAAGUUUAGUUGAGAUGAGUACUUACAGAUUUUAAAAAAAUUAUAAAGUUAUUCCUAAGCCAAUUUAAUGAUCAGAAUAUACAUCUCAAUUAUUCCAAUGUAAUUAUUUAAGUAGCAAUAUCACAAUGAAAGGGAGGUGGAGAUGAUUACUGGUUAAUUGUUACAAGUUCUAUUGAAGUGGUUAUGUUGAUACAGAAAAGUAGGGAUAUAUCGUAUAAUUUUUUCAAAUGUGAAUAUAUUUAUGUUGAAAAUAUUUUCUUGCUUAUUUGUGCAUUUUGUAAUUUUGUCCUUUUUAGUUUUUGAAUUAUUUUAUUUUGAUUCUGUAAAAUUUUGUGCAAUACUCAUAAACUAGAACUUUAAAUGUUCAUCAUUAUCCAAUGUUUUAAGAUUUGGGACAGUUUCUUCGAUUUUUUCGUCAGUAUUCAAUUGAAGGCAAUGGGGGAUGAAAUGUAACCAAUUUCAUAUAUUGUUUAUGCCACACCUAUUAGAAGGUAUAAAUAGCAUGGUUUCUCUCAAUUCUGAGAGUUUAUAUAUGUUUCAACUUGAGUAGAAUAGACUCGAUAUAACAAGAGCUUAAAUAACUAGAUGUUCAAAUUUUUAUUUUCACCACAAAGAUUUUUCCCUUAUGUAUUUCUCCAUUCAUAGGAUACAAAUUAUUUUUUUUUUUCAAGAAGUGCUGUAAAUAAGUGGCUUGAUCUUUUUGAAAUUUAUUUCAAUGAUAAUGUGCACAUAAAAUAAAUCCAUUUUGAUGAUAUAUAUUGAUUAGGAAUCAUAGAAAUAUUUGAUUAGGAGAAUAUAGCAAAUAUUAUAGGAAAUGAUGAAGAAAUUAAGGCAUAUCUACUUAAAAAGAAUGGGGGGAACCAUGCUUGUGUCCAGUGCAGUUCUGAAUUAGUUUUUUCAUGUCUAGAUUUCAAUAGACUUAUUUCCUUCUUCUAUAUGUUCCAUUUUCAUAAACUGGCCAAUAAUAAUGAAACAAAUAUUUGAGAUUGGAUAACAAAAUGUUCUAUCAAAUCUAUGAAUUAUCCCAACGAAGUUUAUUUUGUUGUUAUAUUUUGAAAUUUUCAUACCCAAUAUAAGAUAAGUGUUGUAUGUUUUAUAUUUUAUUACUGAAAUUGUUUAAAUAUUCGAAAUGUUAGUUGGAAUAUAGUCACUUGUUGAUGAAUAUUCUAAUAGAACUUUGUUCAAGGACAUAUUUUCAGUCUAAUUUGUCUUAUUAAUAAUCAUGAAAUUCAUAGGUUGUCAUUAAAACAUUAAUGGUA
Messenger RNA from Coccinella septempunctata (seven-spotted ladybird), 3812 nucleotides. RefSeq lists its product as uncharacterized. Lineage: Eukaryota; Metazoa; Arthropoda; Insecta; Coleoptera; Coccinellidae. The transcript has 5 exons. The record is from RefSeq and is a predicted model, not a curated record. The coding region runs from base 168 to 1604 and encodes 478 amino acids. Gene Ontology annotation, molecular function: phosphoprotein phosphatase activity.